Messenger RNA from Protopolystoma xenopodis, 1260 nucleotides. NCBI's taxonomy places the organism in Eukaryota, Metazoa, Platyhelminthes, Monogenea, Polystomatidea, Polystomatidae. The record is from the annotation of a GenBank genome assembly.
AUGAAAUUGAUCAAACUUGACAACCUAGAUCCCGCUCGACACUCUCCCUACGAUCGUCAGCUUGGGAUUCUUCCUGAAGCCAAUACCACGAGCACCUCGUCCUUUGGAUUUAUCGCCCCUCCUGCCUCUCCACUAUACCUUACCUUGGCCCUAAUCGCUUGUACCGCCUGUACGCUUUUGGGUAUUAUCAUUGGAGUCGGUGUGUUGUCCUGUUGGCUGCAAGGCCAAUCAGUCUGGCUGAGUCGCCUAUUUGCCAGGGUUUCACUGCAAAAUCGAAGUAAGGAAGGACUCUCGAACCGGAAUAUUCUCAGAAGAUUUAACCAAGUCCGACAUUCGUACUCCGAAAUUAGUCAAUUCGGUCGAGAGUUGUCAAGCUCUGCUAUCCACACAACCGCAAUGACUGGAAUGACACAAUUGUGGUUAACUCCUUAUACUGAUCAAUCUGUCUGGCCUCAAAUUGCUCAAACUCCUUGCUGUAACCAAGACUCCAAUUCUGCACUCUCUAUUUCAUCACCCCCAUCGUGCUUAUCCCUUAAUAAAACCGCAUCACUACCAAAAUAUCUGGCCGGCCAGGAAGCACAAAAUUUACUUAAUUAUUCUCUAUUCGAAUCCGCCUCUUCCUCAAUCCCGGCUACAUUUAUCUUCAAUACAAAUCAGCCUGCCCUAACAAGAAGAGUCUCUUCAUCAUCAUGCAAUCUAGCUGACUCUAAUGACGAAUUCUUUGACGGUGCAAUGGAUUUAUACCUUUCUGACCACCACUCUUCUAGCAAGUGGUCAGAUUGCUUAAAACAGGCUCCAUUAAAUUCUCCCAGCUGCCGAACCCGAACAACAUCUCUCCGGCCCACUAUGAAUAGUAAAUUCACCUACCCAGCAAUGAUUCAUCAAAAGCAUUUGGAAUGCUCAGAUGGCCACCGACAAAACAAGAUUGAACAUAUUCAAAAUAUGGCUCAUCAUGAUUCAUUUGCUGAAAGUUUUGUUUCUGAUUCCAUCAAACAGAAAACCCAGGAUGGCAAGUUGUGCGAAGAUAAGUUGCUUUACAGCGAGGAUGCCAACUACGAUCUCCACUCAUCCUUUCCUACCAAGGAUCAUGUAGGUCCCGACAUACCCCUCAACAAUUCUAUGAUUCCAGUCCUUGCCUAUAUCACUUGUCAGAGCCGCCAAUGUAAAAAUCAAACAAUAAAACAGGAAGGAGAUGAGGUGGUAGCAGGAAUGGAUCAAAUCGACAAGGCCCGGAAUAAGACCAGUGGAAAUUUCGUCAAC